Molecule: messenger RNA, 4056 nt
Organism: Gambusia affinis (western mosquitofish)
Lineage: Eukaryota; Metazoa; Chordata; Actinopteri; Cyprinodontiformes; Poeciliidae
Gene: inpp4b
Product: inositol polyphosphate-4-phosphatase type II B
Exons: 26
Coding region: 300-3293 (997 amino acids)
Cellular component (GO): cytoplasm
Molecular function (GO): phosphatidylinositol-3,4-bisphosphate 4-phosphatase activity
Source: RefSeq, a predicted model, not a curated record
UUGACUUUCUGCCAGAUUUUCCUUCCUCACUUCCAGAGAGCUGCACCUGUAAUUUUCCCUAUGAACCUCUCCCUAAUUUUCAACUAUAUUUUGUGGCGUUGUGGGUUGCGUUUUCCCCAAAGAGUUUACUUGUUUCAGCUGCGUCCCUCCAUCACCCCAAACUGGACCAGCUGCCUGAAGACGGUGCAGGAAUGCUGCAUGGAUCCGGAGCCCCAGUAGCCUACAGGAGAUGUAUAGUUGAAGAUUGAACUUGGUGACAUCAAUGAUAUGGAUAACCUCUUCAGUCUUCUCUCUUCGGAAUGAAUAAGUGCGUAAGAGCCGGAGCGCUGGAUUGGACUGUGGUUUUCCGUGGGAGAGGAGGCGGAGGGGGAGCGAGGGGGAGAAGAGAGGGGCAGGUUGGACAGAUGGAGGACGGCGGUACCCGGCACCUGGGAUGCUGCGUGGUUGACGUGAACGAGCUGAGCGCCAACCCUGAAGGACUGAGCGCUGCCGCUGUGACUACAACUCCAAAGCUGCGACAGUUGGAGUUCAGCAUUGCCUGUAAUGAUCUGGCGGCCUCGGGCAGAGACAGGAAGCCCAAUGCUUUGGUCCAGGUGGCUGUCAUAGAUCCCCAGAAGCAGCAGCUCGUCUUCCAUGCCUGCACAGAGAUAGUGGAGGCAAACAAAGACCCGCUGUUUUUGACGGGGGUGACCUUCCCUUCAGAAUAUCCUGACAGCCAAGACUCGCUGGUCAAGCUAACUGUGUAUGAUGCAAAAAACAAGAGCCAAGAAUCAUUUGAGACUGCAUCAUGUCGCCAAACAUCUGAUCUGAAACGCACAGAGAGUGAGAGAGUCUGGCGAAGCCUCUUGUGUGAUUCUCAAAGCUCCUUCCUCGGUAGCGCCACCUUUUCCAUCGGGGAUCUGCUGAGGGCUAAAGAUGGACGACUGACCUUGAGCCUGAGGUCGUCGGAUGGUGUGUGCCCAGCAGGAACAGUGGUAGUGAGUCGUCUGAAGAUGGGGGAGGUGGAGGAGGCCGACCACAUCGCCACCGACUCGUCCUCACAGAAGUGUCCUUUGGUGUGUGAGCCUGCAGACCAGCCCUGCAUUGACAGAGAGGAUUACGCUCUAACUGGGCCAGUGUUCAGGAACCCAGUAUGCAAGGUGUACAGAUUUCAGACAGUGGACAGCAAGUGGAUGCUGGUGCGGGAACAAAUGGAGGAGUGCACUCUGUCAUUCACCAUCCCCAAACAGCUGAUGUCGCUCUACAUCCAGGAGGACAGGAGCAGGUUGCAGGAUCUGGAGGAAUUGGGGGAGCUCUCUCCUCACUGGGACAACCUGAGGAAGGAGGUUGUGAUGCGAUACGGAGGAAUCAUCAGCUCUUACCAGGAGACUUUGGCUGAACUGGAGAAGAUAAGCGGUUCAUUCAAGCCGAGUUGCUGCAAAGCCCAGAAGUCUCUGGAGUUCAUCCCAAUAAACCUGCACACCCAGAGGAUGAGAGUGACAUGCCCCCAAAAAACAGAUGCUUUGUAUGACAUUAUCACUGUCGGUGCUCCAGCAGCCCACUUCCAGGGCUUUAAGUGUGGCGGCCUGCAGCGUCUCCUGAGCAGAUAUGAAGCAGAGAAGAAAAGCUUUAGCACUGCCUACCAGUGUAUCUACUACUCCCCUCAGCACACGGCUAAAGCUCAGGAGGUACUCAGCACCGUGAGUCUCCUCCAGCCCCUCAUCACAAGCUUGGCUGACCAGCUCCUCCAGGCCGCCCUUGAACACUCCUCCUCUGGGCUCAAGGAUGCACUAAAGAGCCUUUCCGACAAGACGGAGCACUUUGUCCACACGCUUAAGGACGAAUUGGUCAAGAGCGCCCUGCUAGCGCUGCACGCGGCUCGGCCCGGGUUCAUCUCCAAGGGCCAGAAGCAAACUCCAGUGCUGUGUCACCAGCAAAGCCAGGGUGGGGACCUGAAUCACAGUCCGGUCCAAGGACUACCUGGCCACAGUCCGGCCACGCCUGUCACAGAAAGCCCGGUGGCGUGUAAUAAUGUGAAAGGAGGAGACGGCGGGUCGCUGAAGCACCAAGACUCCAUACCACACCACAAAGAAUACGACGAGGAGGAAUGGGACAGGGUUUGGGCCAACGUUGCCAAAUGUCUCAACUGUGUGAUCGCCAUGGUGGAUAAACUCCUCGAAGGUGACAACAGCAAGCCAGAGCCAGCGCCGGAGCAACAGCUUGCUGAUGUCAUCACCUCACACAACCCAGGUGACUGGCGAGAGCAGCUGAGUCCUCUGGUGACCAGACUAAAGGAGUGCGUGUUGGAGGUGGUGGAGAAAGCAAAGAGAGCAAUGACCUUUGUCCUCCUGCAGGAGGCAGUGUGCAGCAUACCUCAAGGCCUCCACCUGCAGCAGAGGAGAGACAUAGUCUUCAGUCAGGCACUGGCAGCGCUGGCGUGUGGCUUUGUGAUGAGGCUGUAUGCAGGCUUACAGGACAAAGACUUCCUGAGGCAGCUCCACCUCGUCGGCCUGGUGGCUCAGUUCGAGAGCCUGCUGAGCACUUACAGUGAAGAGAUCGGGAUGCUUGAGGACAUGGAGAUUGGAAUCUCUGACCUGCAGAGAGUCACGUUCAAGAUCACAGAGGCCAAAGCGGAUGACCUCAGUGACCUGCAGCCUUCAGUUUGUGGCCGACGAGACCACUUCACUGUCGAAGUGCCAUUACCACAAGUGAUUUUUCAGACCUUGCCAGAAGAGAUCCAGGAGGGCAGGCCUCUGCGAGUUUUUCCCGUUCUGUUUAAUGUUGGCAUCAAUGAGCAACAAACUAUAGCUGAGAGGUUCGGCGAUAUCUCUCUACAAGAAAGAAUAAACCAGAAGAACUUUGAGAUUUUAGAAGCUUAUUAUAAGACGUUAAGAGAAAAGGUGCCACUAGAAUGUCUACCAUGUUUUCAGACACAGACUGACAUAAAGGAAUUACUUGAAACGCUGGGCCAGAAUGUAGUCACAAAGAAGAGGAAGAACGUUGAAAUACUGUGGAUCGCUGGAACUAUUUGCCGAAGGCUGAAUGGAAUCCGAUUUACCAGCUGUAAAAGUGCCAAAGACCGAACAUCCAUGUCUGUCACAUUAGAGCAGUGCGCCCUACUGAGGGACGAACACCAGCUCAGCAAGGACUUCUUCGUCCGAGCUCUGGACUGCAUGCGGAGAGAAGGAUGUCGGAUUGAGAACGUUCAAAAGAAUAUUAGAUGCAGGAAAUACGCCUUCAACAUGUUGCAGCUGAUGGCCUUCCCCAAAUGCUACCGACCUCCAGACGGGACGUACGGCAAAGUUGACUCCUAAGGACUCGUGGCGCGGAGUGUACUGUAAAUAAAACCUCAUUUUGUGAUAUUCAGGAAAGAAAUAUCGACACUUACGAACAGGAAUGAAUACGCAAACCGUUUUAUUGUUGAACUUGUAUUUAUGUUAUCGGGGUACAAUUAUUGACAUCCAGAAAGGAAUUUGUCAAACAUGUUGCUUUGAAAGCAAGAGCACUUUUUAUUCAUAUGCUUAUUUUUAUCUUGGCCCUGGUGGCAAUGCAUAACCUUAUCCUGAGUGUGUGUGUGUGUGUGUGUGUUCACGUGUGUGUGUGUGUGUGUGCAUGUUUAAAUGCAAAGUACUUUUAUGUGGAAGUCACCUGUCCAACAACAUUCACCUUUCUGAUGCUCAAAAUGUUUUUUAGCUGUCUCAGCUUUACAAUGGACACACACACACACACGCGCACACACCCACACACAUAUAUAUCCCUUUUUUUAAUUUAUGUGCUGAUUAAAUAAACGUUUUCUUUAACCUUUAGCACAUUUAUAUGUUACAGACAAAUAGAUGGAUAGAUGAAUCGUUAUUCAUGUCACUUUUAUAUUUAUAUUCUUUUAAGAUGUCUAUUUAAAAUUGCUUCAUUUUUUAUUAAGUUGACUGUAAACUGUAUAUGUGUUGUAACUGGCUUACUGUUCAUUUUUACAAAUACAAAUUUGUCAUAAUUUUAUGUUAUUGACUCCAAAUAAUAUAAAUAAGGGAAUACAAGUUUUGCUUUCUAAUAAAAUAAAAUGCUGGCAACAAAUAAGAUAAA